This is a messenger RNA of Amborella trichopoda, 657 nucleotides long. Its product is annotated as late embryogenesis abundant protein. NCBI's taxonomy places the organism in Eukaryota, Viridiplantae, Streptophyta, Magnoliopsida, Amborellales, Amborellaceae. The record is from RefSeq and is a predicted model, not a curated record.
CUGCAACAAGUGGCAGUGUAAGGUAGAUCGACUUCUUCUUUUGCAAAUCCAUUGAAUCCAAGGGAAAAAGCCCGACACCCAUUUGCACGCAGAGAAGAUGAUGGAUCAGAACCAGAAGAAGAAGGUUGAACAUAACCAAAAACCAUCCGAGGAUAAUGGGGAUAUAAUCACUCACUCCUUUGGAGCGGGGUACGCGACCCGUUCUGAUGAGGAAGGAUUCGGAGGGACCAUAAAUCCCUCCGAAACAUUAAAAAUUGUGGAGAAGGAAGAAAACCAUCCUGAAUUUGACAAAUCCCAAGGAAGUGAAGUGAAGGAGAAGGAAAAAGGAAGGCACCAGCCCCAUUAGAAGACUUCCUUCUAUGAAAGUAAUAAGAGUUCUUGCUAUAUGUGCAUCACAAUAAUCAAUGCCUGAUGCUAUCUCUAUGUGGGUUUUAGUUUGAUAUUACUUGUGAAUAACUUGUUAUUGCCGAGUCACCAUGGAUAAUUAUUCGCCAAAAGAAGAGCUUCAUGUGUUGUUAUUUGGUUUUUCUCUCUCAUUGUGCGCCUGAAAUUUCACUGGUUACACUGUUUUCAAUUUUAUUUCAUUAUUCACAGAUUGAAUUGUGUUUGAAUUUUUAAGUAAUGCAAGCACGCAUGAAGUAAUGGGUUCCAUCCUCA